CCUUGUGCAAUGGUACUGUUUGCCGUGAUGCUCAGAGGGCAGGCACCUGCUGCUCUGUAAUGAUUCAGCCUCUUUCAGCCGCUGCUUUAACAGGACAGGAUGCUGUUGCUACUGUCGCUGCUGCCCCUCCUGCCGCCGCCGCUGCUGCCGCCGCCGCCUCCUCUGGUCUUGCUUUUGCUUUUACUUCUCCUGCAUGACAGUUGUUUUCUUCCUCUAAGCAGACACCAGCUUCAGACGCUUGAGGUGAGAAACAUGCCUUUCAGUUUGGGAUACUGGUUUACUUAAUCAGCUAGGCAUCAGCUUGCUUCCUAUUUUGGUCCCCUGCCUUCUUGAACCAACCGGGAUGGUUUGGAGAAGCCUUUGAAAGAACUGAAAAAGUGUCCCAGAAACAACAGCUCAAGAUAUUUCGGUACACUUCUAUUUCAUAGUUGCUAGAAGCCCUUUCUUUUUCGUUUCUUUUUCUUUCUUUUUUUCUUUUUUUUUUUCUUUUUCUUGCUUCCUCUUAAGCUCUCUUACUUUGGAUAAUGGCCUUGGACUUGGGUGCCUUAUCGAUUUCCCCCUUCAAGAUGCUGUAUCAUUUGGUUGGGGGGAGCUCUGCAUGGUAAUGCACUGUGAGAGAGGCCGGGCCUUCUGGAGGUGAUCCGGAUGGAGAUUUAUUCCCCAGACAUGUCUGAGGGAGCUGGCGGGAGGUCCUCCAGCCCCUCCACUCAGCUGAGUGCAGACCCAUCUCUUGAUGGGCUUCCGGCAGCGGAACAUAUGCCAGACACCCACACAGAAGAUGGGAGAAGCCCUGGACUCCUGGGCCUGGCGGUGCCCUGCUGUGUCUGCCUGGAAGCGGAGCGUCUCAGAGGGUGCCUCAACUCCGAGAAGAUCUGCAUUGUUCCCAUUCUGGCUUGCCUAGUAAGCCUCUGCCUCUGCAUUGCUGGCCUAAAGUGGGUAUUUGUGGACAAGAUAUUUGAAUACGACUCUCCUACCCACCUUGACCCUGGGGGGUUAGGCCAGGACCCUGUUAUUUCUCUGGAUCCAACGGCUGCCUCCGCUGUUUUGUUAUCAUCCGAGACAUACACUUCACCUGUCUCUAAGGCUCAGUCUGAAGCUGAGGCUCAUGUUACAGGGCAAGGUGACCAUGUCCCUGUGGCCUCUGAACCUUCCGCAGUACCCACCCGGAAGAACCGGCUGUCUGCUUUUCCUCCCUUACACUCCACUCCACCGCCCUUCCCUUCUCCAGCUCGGACCCCUGAGGUGAGAACACCCAAGUCAGGAACUCAGCCACAAACAACAGAAACUAAUCUGCAAACUGCUCCUAAACUUUCCACGUCUACAUCCACGACUGGGACCAGCCAUCUCAUAAAGUGUGCGGAGAAGGAGAAAACUUUCUGUGUGAAUGGGGGCGAGUGCUUCAUGGUGAAGGACCUGUCAAACCCCUCAAGAUACUUGUGCAAGUGCCCAAAUGAGUUUACUGGUGAUCGUUGCCAAAACUACGUAAUGGCCAGCUUCUACAAGCAUCUUGGGAUUGAAUUUAUGGAAGCGGAGGAGCUCUACCAGAAGAGGGUACUGACAAUUACUGGCAUCUGUAUCGCCCUGUUGGUGGUCGGCAUCAUGUGUGUGGUGGCCUACUGCAAAACCAAGAAACAGCGGCAGAAGCUUCAUGAUCGGCUCCGGCAGAGCCUUCGGUCAGAACGAAACAACAUGGUGAACAUAGCGAAUGGCCCUCACCAUCCAAACCCACCACCAGAGAAUGUGCAGCUGGUGAAUCAAUAUGUAUCUAAAAACGUCAUCUCCAGUGAGCAUAUUGUGGAGAGAGAAGUGGAGACCUCCUUUUCCACCAGUCACUACACUUCCACAGCUCAUCACUCCACAACUGUCACCCAGACUCCUAGUCACAGCUGGAGUAAUGGGCACACAGAAAGCAUCAUUUCAGAAAGCCACUCUGUAAUCAUGAUGUCAUCGGUAGAGAACAGCAGGCACAGCAGCCCAGCUGGGGGCCCACGAGGGCGUCUUCAUGGCCUGGGUGGCCCUCGAGAAUGUAACAGCUUCCUCAGGCAUGCCAGAGAAACCCCUGACUCCUACAGAGACUCUCCUCAUAGUGAAAGACAUAACCUUAUAGCUGAGCUAAGGAGAAACAAGGCUUACAGAUCCAAAUGCAUGCAGAUCGAGCUGUCAGCAACUCAUCUUAGAUCCUCUUCCAUUCCCCAUUUGGGCUUCAUUCUCUAAGACCCCUUGGCCUUUAGGAAGGUAUGUAUCAGCCAUGACCACCCCGGCUCGUAUGUCACCUGUAGAUUUCCACACGCCAAGCUCCCCUAAAUCGCCCCCUUCGGAAAUGUCUCCACCCGUGUCCAGCAUGACGGUGUCCAUGCCCUCUGUGGCAGUCAGCCCCUUUGUGGAAGAAGAGAGGCCUCUGCUUCUUGUGACGCCACCGAGGCUACGGGAGAAGAAGUAUGAUCACCACCCCCAGCAACUCAACUCCUUUCAUCACAACCCUGCACAUCAGAGUACCAGCCUCCCCCCUAGCCCAUUGAGGAUAGUGGAGGAUGAGGAAUACGAAACGACCCAGGAGUAUGAGCCAAUUCAAGAGCCUAUUAAGAAAGUCACCAAUAGCCGGCGGGCCAAAAGAACCAAGCCCAAUGGCCACAUUGCCAAUAGGUUGGAAAUGGACAGCAACCCAAGUUCUGUGAGCAGUAACUCAGAAAGUGAGACAGAAGAUGAAAGAGUAGGUGAAGAUACACCAUUCCUGGGCAUACAGAACCCCCUGGCAGCCAGCCUUGAGGCGGCCCCUGCCUUCCGUCUGGCUGAGAGCAGGACUAACCCAGCAGGCCGCUUCUCCACACAGGAAGAAUUACAGGCCAGGCUGUCUAGUGUAAUCGCUAACCAAGACCCUAUCGCUGUAUAAAACCUAAAUAAACACAUAGAUUCACCUGUAAAA
This is a messenger RNA of Mus caroli (Ryukyu mouse), 2923 nucleotides long. RefSeq names its product neuregulin 1 (gene Nrg1). NCBI's taxonomy places the organism in Eukaryota, Metazoa, Chordata, Mammalia, Rodentia, Muridae. The record is from RefSeq and is a predicted model, not a curated record. Gene Ontology annotation, molecular function: protein tyrosine kinase activator activity; chemorepellent activity. Gene Ontology annotation, biological process: cell differentiation; intracellular signal transduction; animal organ development.